This is a messenger RNA of Volvox carteri f. nagariensis, 264 nucleotides long. RefSeq lists its product as uncharacterized. Gene Ontology annotation, biological process: regulation of DNA-templated transcription. The record is from RefSeq and is a predicted model, not a curated record. The annotation marks the transcript as partial. The transcript is spliced from 3 exons. Gene Ontology annotation, molecular function: DNA-binding transcription factor activity; sequence-specific DNA binding. Lineage: Eukaryota; Viridiplantae; Chlorophyta; Chlorophyceae; Chlamydomonadales; Volvocaceae.
CGCAGUUAUGACCUAGUGGAUGAUCCUACAACGAAUCAUGUAAUCUCUUGGGGCCCACAGGGGAAGAGUUUUGUCGUGUGGAAGCCCUCCGAGUUUGCGGCGAACCUGCUACCACAGUACUUCAAGCACAACAAUUUCUCGUCAUUUGUGAGGCAGUUAAACACCUAUGGCUUUCGCAAGGUAGAUCCAGACCGCUGGGAGUUCGCAAACGAGCACUUCCAGCAGUACAACAAGGAGCUUCUCCUCACAAUUCACCGCCGUAAA